Rhopalosiphum maidis (corn leaf aphid) is the source of this 3403-nucleotide messenger RNA. RefSeq names its product gephyrin (gene cin). Gene Ontology annotation, molecular function: molybdopterin molybdotransferase activity. The record is from RefSeq and is a predicted model, not a curated record. Bases 608 to 3316 code for a protein of 902 amino acids. Gene Ontology annotation, biological process: molybdenum incorporation into molybdenum-molybdopterin complex; Mo-molybdopterin cofactor biosynthetic process. The transcript is spliced from 19 exons. Gene Ontology annotation, cellular component: cytosol; cytoplasm. Lineage: Eukaryota; Metazoa; Arthropoda; Insecta; Hemiptera; Aphididae.
GACUCGACUACUCGAGAAAUUAUCGAUUUCGAUAACAAUUACUUUUAAUUAUUAUCUGUAAUUACCAAUUAUAUACAAUUAUGUAUUAAAAUUCAAGAUUCUAGUUUCAACAUUUGACAUUUCGACUGACGGCUAUCUAACUGCACUCUACAACUUACGCUUCAUAUUUGAUUAACUAUGGUGUUAUAUAAUAUAUUACGCUAAACAAUGAUAAUUUAAAUGUUUUUCAAUCAUCUAACAAGAAUAAAAUACACAGACAAGUCAUUAUUACGUAAUAGGAAGUUUGUUAUUACUAAUUAGUAUAGGUAACUAAUAAAGUUAAUAAAGACUACUUAAUUAUUUCAUGUACUUACUACGACUUUUCUUCUAUUAACUUAAAUCAUUAAAUUAUUGGAAACUAUGGAAAACUAUUAACAGUAUCACAUUUAUUUAACUGUAUCAUUGAGUAAUAAACAUAUUAUAUAUUUUGUAUAAAUAAAAUUGGUUAAAUAUUUAUUAUUAACUAUAUACCUACUUAUUUAUUACCAAUUUUUAUUUAUUAAACUACCUAUUUUUAAUAAAAAUUUAGUUUUAUUUGUAUUUAAUUCAAUUACUUACAUUUAAAAUUAUGGAUUUUGAAAAGCCAACUAUAAAAGUGGGAAUAUUAACAAUUAGUGACACUAGAACACCUUCAGCAUCUAAUAUUGAUUCAAUUGACUCCAGUGGCCAAAAUUUAAUUAAAUUGAUCAAUGAUUCAAAUGUGAUUGAAUCGGCUAAGGUAGUUCAGUAUGAUUGUGUCACUGAUGAUUAUGAUCAAAUUCAGGCAAAAAUGUCUGAAUGGUGUUCUGAAAGAAAAGUAGAUGUUUUGUUAAGUACAGGUGGUACAGGUUUUAGUUCAAGAGAUGUAACUCCUGAAGCAACUCUUGGACUUGUUCAAAAAUUGACACCUGGUAUAAGCCAAGCAAUAAUGAAUGAGAGUUUAAAACUCACUCCAAUGGCAAUGCUUUCAAGAGCAGUGUCUGGAAUAUAUGAAAAAACUUUGAUUAUUAAUUUACCGGGUAGCACUAAAGCAAGUAAAGAGUGUUUAUAUGUUGUUGCUCGUGCUAUACCACAUGCUGUUUCAUUAAUCAAAGAUGAUGAAGAAAUUUCAAAACAAUUUCAUAAACAAUUAGAUUUCACGGCUAUUAAUGAAUCAAGAGUUCCAGAGUGUGUAACAAAAAUAGCAUGUCGACACAGAGAAUCACAAUUUCCAAAAAUUUCCAUGAAGUCAGCUUUAAAUAUUUUAAAAGAACAUGCUGUCUUACAAUAUACCGAAAAUAAUAAAAUAAAGUAUCCUACUGUUUGCAUUUUUUCUACUGGUGAUGAACUUGAAAACAUUAGUGGUUAUAUCAGAGACACUAAUUCUGUUAUGAUAAAACAAAUACUGGAACAAGAUCACUAUAAAGGACAGGUAUUCAAUUUUGGAAUUGUAAGAGACAAUUGGGAUGAUCUUUGCAAACGUUUUGAAGAAGCAUUUAACAAUGCUGAUAUAAUAGUGACUAGUGGAGGCGUAUCAAUGGGCGAAAAAGAUUUAAUUAAACCCGUACUCAAAGAACACUUCAAAAGUAAAAUUCAUUUUGGAAGAGUUAAUAUGAAACCUGGAAUGCCAACUACUUUUGUCACCCUUUUUUUUAAAGACAAAAAAAAAUAUAUAUUUUGUUUGCCUGGUAAUCCUGUGUCUGCUGGUGUAUGUACACAUUUAUUCUUAUUACCAUAUUUGAGAUCAGUUUCUGGAAAAAAAAUAAUUAUCCAUUCUUUAAAAGCAAAGCUAACACAUUCUAUCAAUGAUUUGGAUAUUAGACCAGAAUAUCGAAGAGCAUUGCUUAAGUAUGAAAAUGGAGAACUAUAUGUGUCAUGUCUAACUAACUAUCAACAAAGUAGCAGACUUUUAAGCUUUGUAGGAUCUAAUUGUUUACUUCAUUUACCUUCAUUGUCAAACGAAGCAAAUAUCAAAUCAAAUACAAUUAUGGAUGUUACGCUAAUUAAAAGUAUAAAAAAUGCAUAUAUUGCACCCAUAUUAAAAGAAAUGAACUUAUUUAUCGAGAUAUUCAAAAAACAAACCAUUUCUGGCAAUAUAAAAAAAGAACAAUCACUUCUAUUUUCAUGUAUAAAAGAUGUACUGCAUUUGAUGACAGAAAAUAUAUUUGUAGCUAAAACUGAAAAUAUUCCUACUGAUUCUGCUAUGGGUUAUGUUUUAUAUUUACCCGUUAAUUCUUCUGAAAAUUUACCACCAUUUCCAGCUUCUAUAAAAGAUGGGUAUGCUAUUAAGUAUAUUAAUGAGGAUUCUUGGUCUCAAAAGUCUAAUAUAUUUAAUGUUGUACAAGUGUCAGUGGCUGGUACAGUUCCUGCUUGCCAAAAAGAAAUAAAAGAAGGAGAAUGUGCACGUAUUAGUACUGGUGCACCUUUACCACCGGGAGCCAAUUGUGUAGUACAAGUUGAAGAUACAGCUGUUAUAUCUAAAUCAUCUGAUGGAAAAGUUGAAUUGACUAUUGCUAUAUUAAAAGAACCUAAACUAUUUGAAAAUAUUAGAAGCAUUGGUUCAGACAUAUCAGUAGGACAACGUCUUUUAGAUCAGAAAAUUGUUCUUGGUCCUUUUGAAAUAGCUUUGUUACGCUCUGUAGGUUGUGAUUAUGUGCAAGUGUAUAAAUGUCCUUCAAUACACAUUGUUCCAUGUAAUGAUAAUUCGGCGUAUGCAAUAUCUCAUAAGUUAAAGAAUAUGUUGGAAUUGGCUGACUUUAAAGGAAACAUAUUUAGUCACCCAUUAUGUAAAAAUUUAAUUAAAUUCUCUGGACUUUUUGAAAGUGUAUUUGGUUAUGAAGAUGUUAUUAUUAUUUGCGGUAGCUUUUAUGAAUUUUCUAAUGUUGUUGAAUCACAUAUUCAUAUUAGAAACGAUACACGCAAGAUUUCGCUUGGAUUUGGUAGAAUGUAUUACAAUGAGAAAAAAGUAGUAUUUUUACAUAUUGAUACAUGUGACUUAGAUUCUAUCUAUAACUGUGUACAUUUAUUCAUAUUGCCAUUUUUAAGAUUUACUACUGGCAGAAAAAAUAUUAUUUCUUCAAUAAAAACAAAAUGUAAUAUGACUUCACAUUAUUUACCUUCAGACAAAUUUGAAAAAGCUGAACUUUAUUAUGAAAAUGGAGAUUUCAAUGUUACUUGUUACACAAUGAAUCGUCAAAGUUGUCUUGUAAAUAUGCCAUCUUCAACAAAUGAAUUUAAUACUGAGGUAAAAGAAGGAAAAAAAACCGAAUUAGAUGCAAUUGUUACUGAAAAUUCUGAUUCUUAUUUUAUUUAUUACUAGUUAUUAAAAUUUUUUUUUAUUUCAAAAUGUAGUCGUUUGAGUUGUAUAUUUCAUCUUAUUGCAAUAUUUUUAAAUUUUUCAUCUAGA